Haliotis rubra (blacklip abalone) is the source of this 3142-nucleotide messenger RNA. RefSeq names its product ATP-dependent DNA helicase DDX11-like. Bases 264 to 3047 code for a protein of 927 amino acids. Gene Ontology annotation, molecular function: DNA helicase activity; ATP binding; hydrolase activity, acting on acid anhydrides, in phosphorus-containing anhydrides. NCBI's taxonomy places the organism in Eukaryota, Metazoa, Mollusca, Gastropoda, Lepetellida, Haliotidae. The record is from RefSeq and is a predicted model, not a curated record. Gene Ontology annotation, cellular component: nucleus. The transcript has 28 exons. Gene Ontology annotation, biological process: establishment of sister chromatid cohesion; nucleobase-containing compound metabolic process.
GCGAAGUAUGAACAAGAAGUUUACGAGAUGGUUCGGACAGAUUUCACGCUGAGAGCAGUUGAAAGCAUUUAAUGAAAAACUGUCAGAGAAACACAUAAAGAACUGAAAUUGAUAAUAAAACAUUCGCAACUCAAAUUCUCUUGUUGACAGUGCAAGCAAGUAUAGAAAUCUAUGGUCUCUGCCUGUGUCCAACUGGACAAAUAUCUGACAUCUGUGAUUAUCAGCUGACAGGUCUACUGUGUUGACUCAUUUUACCCUGGAACAUGGAUGAGUUCGACGACGAAGGAGAUGAACUGUUGUCAGGCUACGAGUUGGGGCUUGAUGGACAGAACUGCGGUAAUACGAACGUCACAACAACUGAUGAGAAGAAUUGUUCAGUCCCUGAAUCUUUUCCAUUUCCCUUUGAGCCGUAUGACAUACAGAAAGGCUUCAUGCAGGAGCUGUAUCGGUGUCUUGAACUUGGCAAAGUUGGAAUAUUUGAAAGUCCUACUGGUACUGGCAAGUCAUUGAGUGUUAUAUGCGGGGCUCUGAAAUGGUUGCGAGAUUAUCAGCAGAAACAGCAGGAGGAGCUUGAAAAACUGAUGGCAGAGGACACCACCUCAAGCACUACACAAGAGAAAUCUGCAUCCACAGCAGCACCAGAACUUGACUGGGUGGCAGAGUUCGCUGCCAAGAAGGAUAAGGAAGAAUCCCUGAAACAAGUCAAGAUUGAGCAGGAGCAGGCCCAGAAGAGAGAAGCUCGUCUCAAGAAGCUGCGUACAAACCUGCCUCAUUUGGCUGGCAAACGCAAGCGUGACAAGCUGGACGACGAGUUUACCGAGCUGAUGCGAGAUGCAAGCCAGGAGCUGAAGGAGGCAUUCGAUGCAGAGAUAUCACAGGUAGAGAAUGACGGUUGUCAUGGUGAUGAAGAGCUGGUUUUGGCAGAUUACCAUAGUGAUGAGGAAGACAAGGAGAAAGAGGCUGAUCAAGAUGAGGAAGAGGAGCAUGUUACCAAGAUCUACUUCUGCAGCAGAACUCACUCUCAACUGUCACAGUUUGUCCGGGAAAUCAUUAAGAGCCCAUAUGGAGAGAACACACGGGUGACAUCUCUGGGAUCUAGACAGAGUCUGUGUGUCAACGAGAGUGUCCGGCGGUUGAAGUCCCUCAGCCUCAUGAAUGAUCGCUGUUUAGAGCUUCAGAAGAACAAAGGUAAAUCAAAGGAACCUGGUGCCAAGAAGAGCAAGAAGGCAGACAGUGCUGGUUGCCCCUUCUAUAAACAGUCCUUGAUACAAGACUACACUGACAGGGCACUGCUAAAUAUUGGGGACAUUGAGCAGCUGGUGAAGCUGGGGCGGGAUUUGAAAGCUUGUCCUUACUUUGGGACGAGAUUUGCUGUCCCUUCAGCAGAGAUUGUUGCUCUCCCUUACAACACCUUGCUGCAUCACUCAACAAGGGAAGCAUGUGGCAUCAAGCUUGCUGGAAACAUCGUCGUCAUCGACGAGGCACACAAUCUACUGGAGACCAUCAACAACAUCUACAGCACAGAGGUCACUGGGGCCCAGGUGCUACGUGCCCACUCUCAGCUCAGUCAGUACGAAGCCAAGUUCCGAUCCCGUCUGAAGGCCAAGAAUCUGAUGUAUGUGAAACAACUCCUCUACGUCCUUGCCAGUCUGGUCAAGUUCCUGGGUGGGAAACUUGACACUGCAGCAGAUAAGCAGUUACUUGGGGCAAAAGAAACCCGACUGUUGACAAUCAAUGACUUCCUGUUUCAAGCCAGUCUUGACAACAUCAAUCUGUUCAAAGUGCUCCGUUACUGUCGACGUAGCAUGAUCAGCAGGAAGCUGAAUGGGUUUGUGGAGAAGUACCAGAUUCAGGAGGUUGCCCCUGCUCCAUGUAAGACAGAAAAGAAAACCGAGUCUGGUUUGUCUGUGUUUCUGAAGGAAAUCAACCGGAAGGCCGAGCCUGUGGCGGAGACAGUAGUGACAGAUGCAUCGUCUCGGUGUGGGGACCAGCCAGUGUUGAAGUCUCCCCUGAUGCACAUCGAGGGUUUCCUGGAGGCUCUCACCAAUGCUGAUAAAGAUGGGAGAAUGGUCAUCAGUGUGCAAACUCGGCUCAGUCAGAGUUACCUCAAGUUCUUGCUGUUAAACCCUGCCGUCCAUUUUAAAAGUGUCGUGAAGGAGGCGAGAGCUGUAGUAGUGGCCGGAGGCACCAUGCAGCCGAUUUCGGAGUUUAAACAGCAGCUAUUCACAGCGGCAGGGGUUCAGGCAGACAGGAUACUGGAAUACUCGUGUGGUCACGUGAUCCCAGGCUGCAAUAUCUUGCCGAUGGUUGUGCCAAGUGGACCUUCAGACCACAUCCUGGAGUUCACCUAUCAGAACAGAGACAAACCCGCAUUGCUUGAUGAGCUGGGCCGUCUUGUGAUGAACGUGUGUCAGGUGGUACCAGGGGGUGUGGUCAUGUUCUUCCCAUCUUACGAUUACGAGAAGAAAGUGUACAACCACUGGGACAGUUCAGGCAUGCUGAAGAAGAUAGCAGCCAGAAAGAGGAUAUUCCGUGAACCCAAACUGGCUUCUAUGGUUGACUCAACUCUUGCUGAGUUUGGCAAAUGUAUAAAGUUCAGUGUCACAGCAUCAGCCGGUGUCACUGGGGGUAUCCUCCUCUGUGUUGUGGGAGGCAAAAUGAGUGAAGGGAUUAACUUCUCUGAUGACCUCGGCAGGUGUAUAGUCAUGGUGGGAAUGCCAUACCCGAACAUGUACUCGCCUGAACUCCGGGAGAAGAUGGACUACCUCAACAAGAAUUAUCCUAAAACUGAGGACGGUCGACUUCCUGGACAGAUUCACUAUGAGAACAUCUGUAUGAAGGCCGUCAACCAGUCUAUCGGUCGAGCUAUCCGUCACCGUGGCGAUUAUGCCUCCAUCCUUCUGUGUGACCGUCGCUAUGGCAGCCCAAAUGUAGCAGGCAAACUGCCGUCUUGGAUUAGUCAGCAUCUAAACAAAAUGGCCAGAUUUGGUCCAGUCAUGGCCGCCAUGUCCAAGUUUUUCACUGAAAAGAAAAAACUCAACCUUUGACAGAAGAGGUGCUGGUGAACGUUUGAAGAAUAUACCCAGUGCAAGAUGAUUUGUUGAAAGUUAAUACUUGAGGGAUAAAUAGACGUCUUAUUGUA